GACCUGGAGCGCAUGAUGUGCCGGCUCAUCUCAGACUUCCAGCGCCACUCGAUCUCCGACGAUGACUCGGGCUGCGCCUCCGAGGAGUAUGCCUGGGUGCCGCCCGGCCUCAAGCCGGAGCAGGUGUAUCAGUUCUUCAGCUGCCUCCCUGAGGACAAGGUGCCCUAUGUGAACAGUCCUGGAGAGCGGUACCGGAUCCGCCAGCUCCUGCACCAGCUGCCCCCCCACGACAGCGAGGCUCAGUACUGCAGCCCUCUGGAGGAGGAAGAGAAGAAGGAGCUGAAGCUUUUCUCCCAGCAGCGGAAGCGGGAGAAUCUCGGACGAGGGACGGUCCGGCUGUUCCCGGUCACCAUUACUGGUGCCAUCUGUGAGCAGUGCGGGAAGCAGAUCCGUGGCGGGGACAUCGCGGUGUUUGCCAGCCGGGCGGGGCACGGGGCCUGCUGGCACCCCCAGUGCUUCCAGUGCACGACCUGCCAGGAACUGCUGGUAGAUCUCAUCUACUUCUACCAGGAGGGGAAGAUCUACUGCGGGCGGCACCACGCCGAGCACCUCAAACCCCGCUGCCAGGCCUGUGACGAGAUCAUCUUCGCCGACGAGUGCACGGAGGCCGAGGGCCGUCACUGGCACAUGCGCCAUUUCUGCUGCUUCGAGUGCGAGGAGGCGCUGGGCGGGCAGCGUUACGUCAUGCGCCAGAGCCGCCCCUACUGCUGCCGCUGCUACCAGGCCCUCUACGCCGAGUACUGCGACGCCUGCGGGGAGCCCAUCGGCAUCAACCAGGGCCAGAUGACCUACGAGGGCCAGCACUGGCACGCCACCGACGCCUGCUUCUGCUGCACCCGCUGCCGGCUGCCGCUGCUGGGCAAACCCUUCCUCCCCAAGGGGGGGCAGAUCUUCUGCUCCCGGGGCUGCAGCCUGGGGGGGGACGAGGCCAGCGCCUCGGACUCCUGCGACUCGGCCCUCCACGGCCCCCGCCCCCAGGACGGCCGCCGGGCCCCCCUCCGCCGCCCGCCUGUCGCCCGCUCCAUCUCCUUCGCUGGCCGCCCUGCCCCAGCCCGGGGCUCGGACCCUGGCGGGCGGCGCAGCUGGAGCGGGACCCCCGGGGCGGAGGAGGGGGGCGAGCCGGCCGGAUGCACCUCGCGGGGCACCUCCACCUGCCCGCGACCCCCGGAGGAGGAGGAAGGAGGUUCCAAGUCCCAUUUCCACCGCGGCAUCCCCCACCGACACUCCAUGCCCGAGCUAGGCCUGGCCCCGGCCAAGGGGGCCGACUGGACCAGCAGCUCCGCCUCCAAGCUCUCGGUGUCCCCCCGGCUCAGCCAGGGCCCCCCCCUGGAGGGCGGGGGUGCGGCAGCGGGGGAGGGAGGCUUCCCCCGGGGUACCGCCCCCCGAGUGAGCUUCCGCGAGCCCCUGGUGGCGGGCGAGCCGGGGGGGCCCCGCAGCGCCCAGCUGCAUCGGCGCCGGCCCCGCGCCCGGCCCUGCUCCUCCUCCGACAACGCCCUGCACCUGGCGGGGGAGGAGGAGCGAGGGGGGGCUCCCCCCGGAGGAGCAGGGCCGGGGGGGGCGGCGCUUGGUCUAUUCGGCCUCGGAGGGGGCCUUCCCCCCCAGCCACCGGCGCCGCUACCUCCGGGGCCGCGGCGGCCCCUGGCACGACUCCUCCUCCUCCUCUUCCUCCUCGGACUCGGAGGAGGAAGGCUACUUCCUCGGGGAGCCCAUCCCCCUGCCUCCCCACCUGCGGGGCGGGGCUGGCCCCCCUCCGGCCGCUGAGGCGGGACCCCCCCGGCAGGGAGGGGGCAAAGGGCGCCAGGGGCUGCGGGGGGCUCGG
Terrapene triunguis (Three-toed box turtle) is the source of this 1819-nucleotide messenger RNA. RefSeq names its product prickle planar cell polarity protein 3-like. NCBI's taxonomy places the organism in Eukaryota, Metazoa, Chordata, Testudines, Emydidae. Gene Ontology annotation, molecular function: zinc ion binding. The record is from RefSeq and is a predicted model, not a curated record.